AUGCCAAUUUCUUGGUUAUUUCUAAGCGCGUCCUGUGGGACUCUCAGCCAUGUCAGGCGCAAUGAUACAUUGAGUUUCGCCCUCAACCUCCUUCACGAAUCGAUGAAUUGGAUGGACAUGUACUACGACACCGAAACAGGGUAUCUCUACUCCCUAAAUGCGGCUGCCUUGACGCAUGAAACACGCGCAUCGGCUUGGUAUGCAUCAGGACUAUUGGCCAGGAACGAGGGCAACGAUGUCGAGCAAGCGGUGAGGAUUAUCCGGAAUGUCAUCGAUGGUCAGCACAAAAAUGCCAGCUCCCAAUGGUAUGGAGACUACCAAAUCUACCCUGAAGAACCUACCGUCGGCAGGGAGCAGUAUCCGCCGGUAAUCUACAAUUCCUGGGAUCCGAAUUGGAGAGGCUUCAUAGGAACGACUUUCAUUCUGAUACUCGAGGAGUUCCCGCAUCUAAUUCCGCAUGAAAUCCAGGAAUAUAUGCUAGAGAGUUUGUAUAAUACGAGUAUUGGCGAUAGCUACCGUGUUGGAGGAGUUGAUGAUGAUAAUCUCUACCCGGCUUACAGCAACCCUUCGAUCAUGAGAGCAUUUGUGACUGGGUGGACGGGCCGACGACUUAACGAGUCUAACAUGACUACUGCUGGUGAAAUCUACGCAAAAGAGGUCAUCGAUCUGUUCACUCGAGCCAAUACACUAUCGGAGUUCAACUCAGGCACCUAUGCUGGUGUGUCCCUGUUUGCCCUGACCCUUUGGGCGAAAUACAUGCCGGAAUCAUCGUCCAUGGGGCAAUAUGGCGGCGACAUGAUCAGAAAAACUUGGGCUACACUGGGCUCCUUGUAUAAUGCCAACUUGAAGAAUGUGGCAGGGCCGUGGGAUCGAAGCUACGGGUAUGAUAUGAACAGGUAUCUAAGCAUUCUUGCCUUGCAGAUGUGGACACUGGUCGGGAAAAAAAAUGCACCCAUCAAUGCAAAGCCGUAUGCCAUGGGCCACAAGGACGACUUUGCCAUCGGCCCUCUUGUGGCUAUACUCGCCCCCUUUCACAACACCCUUAUCGACAACGAGACUUUUAACUCACUUUUGACAUUUCCUGGUACCCACACUGUCCAGACCUCCGCGUUCUCGCCACCCUACGACACCUACCCUCGCAACAUUACCGCUUGGAUGUCCCCGUACCUCACUAUCGGUUCCGAAACUUUCUCUGAAAAUGUCUUCGGUGGGCCAGCAAGGAGCUCCAAUAGCUUCAAUCCUGCGGUUGUUCAAUGGGCAAGGAAUGACGGGACCGUUGGCUGGUUGACGUUGCAUGCUCAAGUCAUGGAUUUGAUUGCAGUGGCAGGCGAGAAAACACUGAAUCUUACCUACCCUAGCGGCAACAGCACUAGCACCUUCACUUUCUUGGUAGGAACUAAUUCAAGGGCAGGUAAGCGUGACGUUGCCAGCUGGGCGGAUGUUGAAGGUAUGAGUGUGAAUAUUUCCGGGACGAUUGAUCCGGGGUAUGUAGUUUCGUUUAAUGGUUUGGUUGGAGGCGCUGGGGAGACGAUCAACAAUUUCGAGUUCUGGAACUUCACAUACAGUAUGCCUUCCGACAGCGUGGACAUACCAAAUGUACUGCUCAAAUUUGACCUCUCACGAUAA
Molecule: messenger RNA, 1626 nt
Organism: Lindgomyces ingoldianus
Lineage: Eukaryota; Fungi; Ascomycota; Dothideomycetes; Pleosporales; Lindgomycetaceae
Exons: 4
Coding region: 1-1626 (541 amino acids)
Source: RefSeq, a predicted model, not a curated record